CCUGAUACCAUCCCAAUAUACUUUUUGCCCACGAUAAACACGAAGAAAUGCUGGGCCUUUCAACAUAUUCGAUCCAUCUCAGCCUGCUUGCCUCCACGAACGUUUACCGAUGUAGCCCACCCAACCCACGACUCCUCCAUUCCACGGGCGCUGCUUCUAAAAACUCUUGCGCUCCCAUGGCUCGGCUCGCUCGCCUUCUCGACUUCUCCCGUAAAAGCUCACUGAAAGCAAGCGCAUGCCAAGAAGGCGAACAAGCAUGGCCACGCCCGUUCCAGCAGCAACAACGCUCCUCCCCGUCCUCUCGCUGAUGCUGCUCCUGCUGCGAACGGGCACCUGCGCCGACGACUACUCCGCGUUCGUGUACGCCGGGUGCUCGCAGGGGCGCUACGACGCCGGUUCGCAGUACGCGUCGGGCGUGGACUCCGUGCUCACCUCCGUCGCCAACAGCGCGCCCUACACCCCCUACGCUAACUUCACCCCGCCGUCCGCCGCCGACUCGUCCGUGGUCGGCCUCUACCAGUGCCGCUCCGACCUCCCCGCCUCCGUCUGCAGCGGCUGCGUCCGCUCCGCCAUCUCCAGGCUCUCCUCGCUCUGCGCCUGGGCCACAGGCGGGGCGGUGCAGCUGCGCGCAUGCUUCGUGCGCUACGGGAACGAUUCGUUCCUGGGCAAGCAGGACACAACCGUGCUGUUCAAGAAGUGCGGCGGCACGCCCGGGGACUCCAGCGGGGUGGCUAUGCGGGACUCGGCGCUCGGCGCGCUCGUGGCAGCGGCCGCGCCGGCCGGGGGAGGGUACCGCGCCGGGGGCUCCGGGGGCGUGCAAGCCAUGUCUCAGUGCGUGGGGGACCUCGGCGCCAAGUCGUGCUCCGACUGCGUCUCGGCCGCGGCAGGGCAGCUCAAGGUCGGGUGCGGCUACGCCACGGCCGGAGAGGUCUACCUCGGCAAGUGCUAUGCGCGCUUCUGGGCCAACGGGGGCGGAGGUUUCAGCAACAGCGCCGGCGGGCAUGGACAUGGCUUCGGGCUAGUCCAUGCUUUCGCCACCGGUUUCUUCGUUUCCUUGGCUUAUGUCUCACUUGCCGUAAAGCUAUAGUGGGAUUGUGACUUCGAGACUUGACGCUUGAGUAGUAGCUAUGCUUUUUUUAGUUAUCAUGCAUGUAUGAAUUGUGGCGCAGUACACUUUUUAGCUUUCUCUUGUGCUAAAGAAAAAGGAUGUUCUUGUAGCUUAACUGGGCUUCUCAAGUUUGUAA
Molecule: messenger RNA, 1244 nt
Organism: Phragmites australis (common reed)
Lineage: Eukaryota; Viridiplantae; Streptophyta; Magnoliopsida; Poales; Poaceae
Product: plasmodesmata-located protein 6-like
Exons: 1
Coding region: 236-1087 (283 amino acids)
Cellular component (GO): plasmodesma
Source: RefSeq, a predicted model, not a curated record